CAUGUUGCUCAGCAAGAGCAGCGUUUUAAAAUAUUUUCAGAAGCUUAUUUGGAGAGUUGGACGGAGUUCGUAAAGGACACAGCCUGGAUAUGUUUUUUUAACAGUUUGAUAAGGGUUUUACUUAAACGGAGAGAUUAAAGUACUCGUCUGUUUACUGAGUAGACGUGGAAAUUGAAAGUUAGACUGUCUUUUACCCCAUGCUUGAAGAACGAAGACUCCUUAAAGGAGCCUGGGUGUAGGAAACAUGAAGUUUGCACGUCUCUUAAUGAAAAAUGUAAUUUUGGCAAAUAUUCCACGGCAUGUCGAAAAAUUCUCCAAGUAUUCUCCAUCACCACUAUCCAUGAAGCAGUUCUUAGAUUUCGGAUCAGCUAAUGCUUGUGAGAAGACAUCCUUUGUGUUUUUAAGACAGGAGCUUCCAGUUAGGCUUGCUAACAUUAUGAAGGAAAUUAACUUCCUUCCAGACAAGUUACUUGGUACACCAUCUUUGCAGCUUCUUCAAAGCUGGUACUCACAGAGUCUAAUGGAAAUGGUAGAAUUUCUGGAAAAGAAUCCUGAAGAUCAAAAGGUUUUAUCAGAUUUUACAGAGGUUCUUAUCAACAUCAGAAACAGACAUAACAAUGUGGUGCCCACCAUGGCUCAGGGUGUGAUUGAAUAUAAAGAAGCCUUUGGAGUGGAUCCAGUCACCAACCAAAACGUCCAGUACUUCCUGGAUCGCUUUUACAUGAGCCGAAUUUCUAUCCGCAUGCUCAUAAACCAGCAUACUCUUAUCUUUGAAGGGAGCAGAAAUCCAGCACAUCCAAAACAUAUUGGAAGUAUUGAUCCUAACUGCGAUGUAGUUGAAGUGGUAAAAGAUGCAUAUGAAAGCUCAAGGUUGCUGUGUGAUCAGUAUUAUUUAGCCUCACCAGAGGUACAAAUUAAACAGAAGAAUGCCAAAGCAGUUGGCCAACCAAUUCACUUAGUGUAUGUCCCUUCUCAUCUUUAUCACAUGUUGUUUGAACUCUUCAAGAAUUCUAUGAGAGCUACAGUGGAAACACAUGAGUCCAGGUCUCUUCCGCCAAUAGAAGUUAUGGUUGCAUUAGGAAAAGAAGAUCUCACUAUUAAGAUGUCAGAUAUGGGAGGAGGAGUUCCUCUACGGAAGAUUGACCGGCUUUUCAGCUAUAUGUACACAACAGCACCAAGCCCUGUGAUGGACAACUCACGAAAUGCACCCUUGGCAGGAUUUGGUUAUGGUCUUCCAAUUUCUCGUCUGUAUGCCAGAUACUUUCAAGGGGAUUUGCAGCUUUAUUCUAUGGAAGGAUAUGGAACAUCAGCGGUUAUUUAUUUAAAGGCCUUGUCAUCAGAAUCUAUUGAGAGACUACCUGUGUUCAACAAGUCUGUAUGGAGGCACUAUCGAACAAGUAUAGAAGCAGACGACUGGUGCAUACCAAGCAGUGAGCCAAAAAACCUGGGAAAAUAUAAUGUUGAUGUAUGAGUGCUACAGCAGCAAGAUAAAGAGCAAUCUGCUUUUGUGGACCACCACUUAGCCUGUAUAGCGGCAGGUCACCAAAAAGUCAAAUGGAGUCCAGUUUCAGAUUAACAAGAGUAAGAUGUGUAUGCAAAGAAGGAGAUUCAAGAAGGUUGGGUACACAUUGCUUCUGUUCACUGGUGCCAUGAGCCAAUUACAAGACAAAAGACGCAGCUAAAGAAGUGUUAUAUAUUUGAGUAUGUUUCACUGUUAGCUGGUAACAGUUCUGGAAAAGUAAAGGUUGUUUAGUGGAAUGCCAGUGGAAACAGCAUAAACUAACAAAGUUAAAUUCAUAUUAUGCAAGCAUUCUUUUUAAUCUGACUCAAGUUACAGAUACCACUCAAUUUCCAUUACAGAUUUCAUUACAGUUUGAUUGUAAUUUGUAUAAUUAUUGUUCCAUAGGCUAUAGCCACACAUUUUUGUCAAUAGCAAGAUCAUGAGCUUCUAGCUAAAUGUAUUGUUUUACUCUAAUUUAUAAAAUACUACUUCAUUAUAUUAAACGGGAAUAUGGGCUUGCCUGUGUUGCUUAAAAGUGUUAGGGUAAUAUUAAUCAGUGAAAUUUGAGAUAAGCAUCAUAGUGUGUUUUUUUUCGUGGUAAAAUGUGAUUUACCAGUUACAGUGUUGGUGAGAGCAUUCAAGUAAAAAAUAAUUAGGACAAAUUCCACAUCUUUUGUACUGUACCACAAAUACCGAGAUAAGUCAUAUUUGAUCGUUGUAACAAACAAGUAAAAAACAAAGACGUUAAAGUCACUGUUGUCUACCAAAUUAGAAGAACAAAUUAUAUAUAUAAAUAUAUAUAGUGUAACUGCCUUUAGACUAAAAGACUGAAAGAUAACAAUGUAACACAGUGGAAUAAUAUUUUGAAAGGAGAUCACAAUGGAGAUGCAUAUCUUGACUUGUCUCUGCUUUUCUUAUUCCUAAACUAGAUCAGUUCAUUAAAAGGGAUCAAAAAUAAUGGUACUGUGUUUCCCUACAUCCAUAAUAAUUGUACCACACACCAAAGACAUUUAAUGUAUUAUUAAUUUCCAGAAAUUACUCUCUGCCAGUCCUAAUGACAAAGAUAUAAACCACAAAGCAUAAUCAUAUAAGCUAAUGUUGAUUUCUGCAUACCGCCUUAGGUAGGUGAGUGCCUUGCUAAAAUAAUUAGAAAAUAUCUUGGUAUCAUAUUACAGGUUUUUGUUUGUCAGUGGGUCGGUGCCACGUGUAUGAUACAGUAUAUAAGCUUGAUAUUAUCUUUAUUAUUUAAAACUGACAAAGUCAGUUCAUGAAACAUUUUUAUAAUAUGCCUCAGAUAAUAUGUGUUAAUAUUUCCUUCAUUGGUGGAUAUUGUCAGUGUUUAAUGCCAAAUAAACUGUGCUACAAUAAUGACAUGUAGACAAACCUGCCAUUGCUCUACAAAGUAUUUUACCAAUCAGUCCUCUGUGAAGCCAUAUUUCAUAAUAGAACAAAAUUAUAAUUUUGUGUAAUUUCUAAAGAAGUAACUAUAUUGUGUUUAUAGUAAUACUAAUCAUGGUUAUGUUGGAUUACCCAUCAUGGUUUUGUAAUGUAUAAUAUUUACAAUAUAAAAGAAAGUAAACAGAAUAAAAUAGGAAUUCUGUUUCAUCCACAGUCUUGUCUGUUUCUCAUUAUACUGUUUAUAAACUGAAAUAAAACAAUUACUAAUUGUACCUUUGAUUUAUUGUAGGGUCAUUAGCCAGGCAGAGUGGCUUGAAGCUCUGAAUUGCUCAGUACUCGGGUCAGAACAUAAAACUUCAAAGGAGUGUACAUUGCAUGGUCAGCCCACAUACUGUAGGCAGAAAAUAAUCACAUUU
Molecule: messenger RNA, 3315 nt
Organism: Erpetoichthys calabaricus (reedfish)
Lineage: Eukaryota; Metazoa; Chordata; Cladistia; Polypteriformes; Polypteridae
Gene: pdk4
Product: pyruvate dehydrogenase kinase, isozyme 4
Exons: 11
Coding region: 245-1471 (408 amino acids)
Biological process (GO): regulation of glucose metabolic process; protein phosphorylation
Cellular component (GO): mitochondrion
Molecular function (GO): pyruvate dehydrogenase (acetyl-transferring) kinase activity
Source: RefSeq, a predicted model, not a curated record